AUGAUUAUGAUUUAUGAAUAUAAUAUUUUGAAAUAUGCCGCGAUUUACGGUCGUAAGGUAGGCCUAGUGGGACAGGAUAAAGACUUUGGAUUCCCCAUAACUCACCAACUUUCACUUCCCCCAAUUUCUUCAUCCUCUCUCUACUUUCUCUCUCUACAGGUGAAUUCAGUAACCGAGCGAGAGGAUGAUAGCCAAUGGCGACUUCUGAUGGUACAUUGGUGGUUGCCUUUGGUUGUGAAGUUAGUUUGGAUCUGA
Molecule: messenger RNA, 255 nt
Organism: Lactuca virosa
Lineage: Eukaryota; Viridiplantae; Streptophyta; Magnoliopsida; Asterales; Asteraceae
Source: the annotation of a GenBank genome assembly